Trametes versicolor FP-101664 SS1 is the source of this 3337-nucleotide messenger RNA. Its product is annotated as 2-oxoglutarate dehydrogenase E1 component. Gene Ontology annotation, molecular function: thiamine pyrophosphate binding; oxoglutarate dehydrogenase (succinyl-transferring) activity. The record is from RefSeq and is a predicted model, not a curated record. The transcript has 8 exons. NCBI's taxonomy places the organism in Eukaryota, Fungi, Basidiomycota, Agaricomycetes, Polyporales, Polyporaceae. Bases 39 to 3050 code for a protein of 1003 amino acids. Gene Ontology annotation, biological process: tricarboxylic acid cycle. Gene Ontology annotation, cellular component: mitochondrion; oxoglutarate dehydrogenase complex.
CCUCCGCCACGAGCGCCGUCUAGCAGGCAUCUUCAACGAUGCACAGACUCGCUCGGCUGCCCCGCGUCGUACAGACCGUGCACGGCGCCCGCUUCCGCUAUGGCCUCCAACCGCUGGCCCGCACGUACGCGACCGCCGCCAAGGCCCCCUCGCCAAACGACCCCUUCGCGAACGGCACGAACGCUUACUACGCUGAGGAGAUGUACAGACUCUGGAGGCAGGAUCCCAAGUCUGUGCACGCGUCGUGGGAUGUCUACUUCUCCGGCAUGGCCAAGGGCUUGACCAGCCCGCAGGCCUUCCAACCCCCUCCCAGCUUGGUUCCUACCCCCACCGACGGCGCGCCUGCGUUGCACACUAACGGUGGCGCUGAGCUGGAUGACCAUUUGAAGGUCCAACUGCUCGUCCGUGCAUACCAAGUGCGCGGUCAUCACGUUGCCGACCUUGACCCCCUGGGUAUCCUGGACCCCGAUCUCAACCCUGUGCACCCGCCUGAGCUAGAGCUAAGCCGGUAUGGCUUCUCUGAGCGCGACCUCGAGAAGCAGAUCACCCUUGGUCCUGGUAUCCUUCCCCAUUUCGCGACGGAAGACAGGAAAACGAUGUCAUUGGGCGAGAUCAUCAAACUUUGCAAACGCAUCUACUGUGGUGCCAUGGGUAUCCAGUACAUUCACAUUCCCGACAAGGAGCAAUGUGACUGGAUUCGGGAGCGUGUCGAGAUCCCAAAACCGUGGAACUACACCGUGGAGGAGAAGCGGAUGGUGCUGGACCGCUUGAUUUGGUCAGAGUCGUUCGAGAAGUUCAUGGCGAGCAAAUACCCGAACGAGAAGCGGUUCGGUCUCGAGGGCUGCGAGUCGCUCAUUCCCGGAAUGAAGGCGCUCAUCGACCGCUCGGUCGAGCACGGCGUCAAGCAUGUCACGAUCGGCAUGCCCCAUCGUGGUCGUCUCAACGUCCUCGCGAACGUGAUCAGGAAACCUAUCGAGGCCAUCCUGAACGAGUUCUCGGGCACCGCGGAGGACGACGACUUCCCCGCUGGUGAUGUGAAGUACCACUUGGGCGCCAACUAUGUGCGUCCCACGCCUUCGGGGAAGAAGGUCGCGCUGUCCCUCGUUGCCAACCCCUCACAUCUCGAGGCCGAGGACCCCGUUGUGCUUGGCAAGACUCGUGCACUCCAGCAGUUCGAGCAGGAUGAGCAGACGCACAACACGGCCAUGGGCGUGCUGCUCCACGGUGAUGCGGCGUUCGCCGGCCAGGGUGUCGUUUACGAGACCAUGGGCUUCCACAACCUACCCAACUACGGCACUGGCGGAACGAUUCACCUGAUCGUCAACAACCAGAUCGGCUUCACAACCGACCCUCGAUUCGCGCGUUCGACGCCUUACCCAUCCGACAUCGCGAAGGCCAUUGACGCGCCGAUCUUCCAUGUGAACGGCGACAACGUCGAGGCGGUCAACUUCGUGUGCCAACUCGCGGCCGACUGGCGCGCGAAGUGGAAGAAGGACGUCGUCAUCGACAUCGUCUGCUACCGCCGCUACGGCCACAACGAGACGGACCAGCCCAGCUUCACGCAGCCGCGUAUGUACAAGGCCAUCGAGAAGCAGCCGACGACGCUCCAAAAGUACACCAAGUUCCUCGUGGGACGCGGUACGUUCACGGAGAAGGACAUCGACGAGCACAAGAAGUGGGUGUGGGGCACGCUUGAAAAAGCCGCGAGUCUCGCCAAGGACUACGUGCCGUCGAGCAAGGAGUGGCUCUCUGCGUCGUGGCCCGGGUUCCCCUCACCCAAAGAGCUUGCUGAGCAGACCCUGCCCACCCGUGCCACUGGCGCGUCCGAGGACACCCUCAAGCGCAUCGGCAAGGUCAUUUCGACCUUCCCCGAGGGCUUCAAGCCCCACCGCAACCUCGCUCGUAUCCUGACCAACCGCGGUAAGACCAUCGACGAGGGUUCGAACAUCGACUGGGCGACUGCCGAGGCCUUGGCCUUCGGUACGCUCGCGCUGGAGAACACCCACGUGCGCGUGUCCGGUCAGGACGUCGAGCGUGGCACGUUCUCGCAACGCCACGCGGUCAUCCACGACCAGGAGAACGAGCAGCAGUACGUGCCGCUGAACAACCUUGGUAGCAACCAGGCGCGCUUCGUUGUCUGCAACUCGUCGUUGUCCGAGUUCGGCACGCUAGGGUUCGAGCUUGGGUACUCGCUUGUCUCGCCGAGCUCGCUCACCAUCUGGGAGGCGCAGUUCGGUGACUUCGCGAACAACGCGCAGUGCAUCAUCGACCAGUUCAUCGCGUCUGGCGAGCGGAAGUGGCUGCAGCGCACUGGCCUGGUCGUCAACUUGCCCCAUGGUUUCGACGGCCAGGGCCCGGAGCACUCCAGCGGCCGUAUCGAGCGCUUCCUGCAACUGUGCGACGACCACCCGCACGUGUACCCUACCCCGGAGAAGAUUGAGAGGCAGCACCAGGACUGCAACAUGCAGGUUGUCUACCCUACGACCCCGGCAAACUACUACCACGUCCUCCGUCGCCAGAUCCACCGCGACUUCCGGAAACCGUUGAUCGUAUUCUUCUCGAAGUCCCUCCUCCGCCACCCUAAGGCCCGCUCAGACCUUUCCGAGAUGACUGGCGACUCGCACUUCCAGCGCUACAUCCCUGAUUCUCACCCAGAGAACCUGGUCGAGCCCGAAAAGAUCCGUCGCCACAUUCUCUGCUCGGGUCAAGUCUACCACACCCUCCUCCAGGAGCGUGAGGACAAGGGCAUCAACGACGUCGUGAUCAGCAGACUUGAGCAGGUCUCACCGUUCCCCUACGACCUCCUCACGCCCCACCUCGACAAAUACCCGAACGCGGACAUCCUCUGGUGCCAAGAGGAGCCCUUGAACAACGGCUCGUGGACAUACGUCGGCCCGCGCAUCAUGACCGCCGCGAACGAGACGCAGCACCACAAGGGCAAGUACCCGCUCUACGCGGGCCGCGAGCCCACGAGCUCCGUCGCGACCGGCAGCAAGGCGAUCCACAAGAAGCAGAUCGAGAAGUUCCUCGCGACCGCAUUCGGGCAGUAGGCCCCCGUCGGUCUUGGUCGGAAUCAUGCUCUCCCCUCUCGCUGCUGUCCUAUCUUGUCUGCCGCUUGCAUUACCCGCUGCUGUGGGCAUCCUAUACAUGUAUAACACGCUACAUAAUACCUAUUCACGCGAUCUAGCUAGUUUUUAUUGGAGCAGCGCGCGAUAUCCGGUCGACGUCGUCGACGUACAAUCACCGGUGCGUUGUAACUUCAGGCGUCACCCUGCCUGGGAGCGCUGAACAGGGUUAACGGAAUUGGAUAGGUACACAUUUAUCAGAACUUGACUUC